Molecule: messenger RNA, 470 nt
Organism: Aspergillus versicolor CBS 583.65
Lineage: Eukaryota; Fungi; Ascomycota; Eurotiomycetes; Eurotiales; Aspergillaceae
Exons: 1
Coding region: 35-274 (79 amino acids)
Source: RefSeq, a predicted model, not a curated record
CGGUCUCUAUUUUCUCUAUUUUCUCGGGAGUUAUAUGCAAAAUCCAAGACGGUAUAGAAGCCCAAUAAAACCCGCAGGUUUUGUGCGUGCACAACUUAUAAUCAAAAUUGGCUUACAGGAAAAGGCAUUGCCAAUAGCAAACGUCGAUGCUAUCAAAUCAGUAUUCAGGGAAACAAACGAGAACCAUGCUAUUGUGAAAACCAUCAGACCAGCACCUAUGGCCGACAAGUACGUAAUGCUAGCGAUGAGGGGGGGAAACAGCGUCAGGCUUUAAGAUGUUAGCUCUGAACCUAUACUCUAUAACAGGUCAAAUAGUUAUAAGCACAUACCCAUCUACAUAUCUGUAGUUAGCCUUAUAUCUGUUCACCCAGAAUAACUUCGCCAUAUGACCCACAAGAGAAGGUAAAUUCCGGCCGACGAAAUGACGGCCAAGGCAGAUCCUACCUAAAAUAAAAUAAGAACGAUGUUUG